AUGGGAAAGAAAGAUAAAGGAAAGGUAUCACAAACACCACAAAAAUCGAAAUAUUUUGUGGCUGUUAUGGGAUCUGGUUCAGUUGGAAAGUCAGCUCUAACAGUUCAAUUCACUCAAGGAAUAUUCAUCGAUAAGUAUGACCCAACAGUAGAAGAUACCUAUACAAAGAGUUUUGAAUUGGAUGGUGAGAAUGUUUGUAUCGAAGUGUUGGAUACAGCUGGUUCAGAGGUUUUGGUUGCGAUGAGAGAGCUUUAUAUGAAGAGUGCCGAAGGUUUUGUAUUGGUCUAUAACAUCGUCGAGCAACUGUUUAGAGUUAAAGAGGAAGAAGAAGUACCUAUUGUUUUAGUUGGUAAUAAGAUUGAUUUAGAUUCACAUAGAGAAGUUAGUACAAAUGAAGGUAAACAACUGUCUCAAUCGUAUCCAAAUUGUGAAUUUUGGGAGACUUCAUGUAAAGAUAGAAUCAAUGUAGAUAAUGUGUUUUAUAGUAUCGUACGAAAGAUUAGAGAUAAAUAUAAGAAAGAAGGUGUACCAACAAAAGAAAAGAAAGAAAGAUUUAUAAAUAUGGAAGGAAGCAAUAUUACUUUGAAUGGUGAUAAUACCAUUCAAAAUAUAAGUAAUGCAAAUAUAAAUACUAGUAGUAAAGCAGAUAGUAACACAAAUAAUACAAAUAAUAACAAUAAUAAUGAAGAAUAUUAUGACGAUGAUUAUUAUAGUGACGAUGAUUAUAGCGAUGAUGAUUAUUUCGAUAGUGACGAAGAUGAAGAUCGUGUAUUACACGAGAGAUCAUCACUAUCAUUGAAUAAAUCACUACAACCAAGAAACAAUGUGUUGGAACAAAAGUAUCAGAAUAAAAUAAAUCUAGGUCAGAUGAGAAGAGUAAUCGAUGAUGACUCUCAUCGUUCACUACCAAACUCUGUAUCAAAUGAAGUUAGAGAAAUUAAAAAGAAAGAUGAUAAACAAGGUAUAAGAAUUGCUGAUAAAGAGAAUAGAGCGACAACAGAACAGGUACUGGAUCCAAGAACACGUUUGAUGUUGUUCAAGAUGAUCAAUAAGGGUGUUAUCAGUGAGAUCAACGGUUGUGUCAGCACUGGUAAGGAAGCGAAUGUCUAUCAUGCCAUGACGGCCGGCGGUGAGGAGCGCGCCAUAAAGGUGUACAAAACCAGUAUCCUGGUGUUUAAAGACCGUGAUCGUUAUGUAACCGGUGAGUUCCGUUUCCGUCGUGGCUACAGCAAGCACAACCCGCGUAAGAUGGUCAAGGUUUGGGCGGAGAAAGAGUAUCGUAAUUUGAUGCGUCUAAAGAGCGCCGGCAUUCCUUGUCCGACACCGUUGGUACUGAGAAAUCAUAUUCUCAUUAUGAAUUUCAUCGGUAAGGAUGGCUAUGCUGCACCGCGACUAAAGGAUGCCGUGCUCACCGACGAGCGUUACCACGAGCUCUAUCUCGAUGCCAUCAAGAUGAUGCGAACACUCUAUCACAAGUGUCGGUUGGUACAUGCCGAUCUCUCAGAGUACAACAUCCUCUACUACAAAGGUGGAUUAUUCAUCAUCGACGUAUCGCAAUCGGUGGAGCACGAUCAUCCACACUCCCUCGAGUUCCUUCGUAUGGACGUUUCCAACAUCACCGAUUUCUUUAGAAAAAACGGUGUACAAACCAUGUUGACACAGGAACUCUUUGAGUUUGUAACUGACAUUUCAAUUAAUGAUGAUAAUAUUGAUUUAUAUUUAGAUGCUAAAAAGAUUGUUGAUAGAGGUGAUUUGACAGAGGAAGAUAAGAUUAAAGAAGAAGUGUUUAGAAAUGCAUAUAUUCCACGUACAUUGGAUCAGAUUUUGGAUUUGGAUCGUGAUUUGGCAAAGGCAAAGGCGGGUGGUGACGUUUUCUAUAAUACUAUUAUGGGUUUGAGUUCUUCUUUGACAACUACUCUAGAUGCUCCAGAGAUGAUAAAGAAGGAUAGUAAUGAUGACGAUGACGAUGAAGAAGAUAGUGAAGACGAUGACAGUGAAGAUGAAGAUGAGGAUGAUGAAAGUGACUCUGAUUCCAAUGAAGUUGUCAGUGGAAUCUUGGAUAAAGAUGGAAAACCAAUCAAACUGGAAGAUAUGCCAAAGAAAGAAAGAAAGAAGUUGGUCAAAGAACUAAAUAGAGAGCGAAGAAAAACAAAGAUUCCAAAACACAUCAAAAAGCAAACCAAAAAGAAGAAAGCUGAAAAGUUUGGAAAGAAGAAAUAA
This is a messenger RNA of Heterostelium album PN500, 2220 nucleotides long. RefSeq names its product putative protein serine/threonine kinase (gene rio1). Gene Ontology annotation, molecular function: ATP binding; GTPase activity; protein serine/threonine kinase activity. Gene Ontology annotation, cellular component: cytosol; preribosome, small subunit precursor. The transcript has 7 exons. Lineage: Eukaryota; Evosea; Eumycetozoa; Acytosteliales; Acytosteliaceae. The record is from RefSeq and is a predicted model, not a curated record. Gene Ontology annotation, biological process: maturation of SSU-rRNA. Bases 1 to 2220 code for a protein of 739 amino acids.